This is a messenger RNA of Drosophila montana, 4289 nucleotides long. RefSeq names its product protein axin (gene Axn). Bases 1363 to 3606 code for a protein of 747 amino acids. NCBI's taxonomy places the organism in Eukaryota, Metazoa, Arthropoda, Insecta, Diptera, Drosophilidae. The transcript is spliced from 12 exons. Gene Ontology annotation, cellular component: nucleus; beta-catenin destruction complex; plasma membrane. Gene Ontology annotation, molecular function: beta-catenin binding; protein kinase binding; ubiquitin protein ligase binding. The record is from RefSeq and is a predicted model, not a curated record. Gene Ontology annotation, biological process: positive regulation of proteasomal ubiquitin-dependent protein catabolic process; cell development; negative regulation of canonical Wnt signaling pathway.
ACUCUGCUGUUCUAACCUCAAAGUGGCUAACAAACAAAAGUUGCCUCAAUAAUAAAUAUAUAUUUUGUUUUUCAUUGAAAACAUUUUGUUAAUAAUAACAGUGAACCGAUGAUAAUGUGCACGCGUUUGAAACAUUUACAAAUUUAAACCUACCCAAAGCAAAAAACGUCCAUUGAAAUCAAACAACAGCAGCAGGACCGAGGCAACAUAAAUACAAAUACACAAAAAAAAAAGAAGACGAGAAUAAAUAAAUAAAAAUUUCUAAAAGCAGCAUCUUAUAAAAUAUAUGCAUAAAGCAAUUGUUAAGUGCUGAGCAAUGUAUAAGUUAGUUUCAACUUAUGUUUCGGUUCUUUGGAUGUGCAGCUGAAAUGAAAAAUGCUUUAAAUUACGAUUUUCACUGCAUUCUCUCUGGCCGAGAGCUGCCAGAGGAGUUGCUUGUGACUCUUCCUACUCCUGCCACCACCACAGUGAUUUAAAUAAAUAUACGUCCGAUAUUGAAGCGUGAAUACGGGCAGCCGAAUAUUGACGCACCUUGACACUGCAAGGAAAUGAACUCAAAGACAAUUGCAACUAUCACCUAACGAAAUCAGAGUUCGCGUCCAGCGCUGGUGCUGCCACCACACAUAUAAUCACAUAUAACCGGCGAGUGCAACUGCAACUGGAGCUGGAGCUGCUGCUCGUCCUUCGCCUUGUUUAGCAUUUAAUUUGAUCAUUUGCCAUUGUCGUGCCUCUCCAAUUCUUGUUACAUUCAUUUCGUUGUUUACGUUUAUUGGCACAUUGUUGAACAUUCUUAGCCCAUUUUACUCGUGCAAUUCCCAUUACGGAUUAUAGUUAUAAUAAAUUCUUCGUUGAGCAUUUAAAUCAAAAUGAAAUCUUCCUCGUCGCAUUUGCCAUCGAUAUCACGUCCAGCCGCUACAGCCACAGCAAGAGCUACAAUAAUAAUACACCCGUCCAAGCCCACCUCGUUACCACCAUCAAUGCAUUUGCUACGCACGAGGACCACACACUAUCAACCACAUUAAAGGAAAACAAAUGGCAUAAAAGCGAAUCGAAGAAACUGCAGUUUUUAGAAUCCCAAGAUCUCUGUAUCUCACACAAACCUAAUGCAAAUUACACAUGCCUUGUCUAACUGCCUUCCAAAUUCGCUAACGAAAUAAAUGCACCAGGAGCAUCUUCCAUAUCCCAAAUAUUUUUAAAAUAUCUGGCGUUUGUGAUUUGUUAAAACACGUUUGAUUCAAUUAGCUUAAGCAUAGCACUAGAUAAAAUAUUAUAAAAAGCUAGAACGCAUCACAGCAAAAGCCAAGUGUGGAGAAUUGUCGGACCACAAGAAAAGAGGCGAGAAGCGAGCGAAUUUAGAGUGGCAUGAGCCAUCAAUUGGGAUUCCGGAAACAUGGUGAUAAUGAGUGUAGUGGACCACGACCACCUGUACCCGGAGAAGAGAGCCGUGUUAAAAAGAUGACCGAAGGGGUAAUAGAUACCUCAAAAAACUCACCUCCAUCUUAUCUUAACUGGGCCCGCACGCUAAAUCAUCUGCUUGAGGAUCGCGAUGGGGUGGAGUUGUUCAAGAAGUAUGUUGAGGAGGAGGCGCCCGCCUACAAUGAUCAUCUCAAUUUUUACUUUGCCUGCGAGGGUCUGAAGCAGCAAACAGAUCCCGAGAAGGUUAAGCAAAUCAUCGGAGCCAUAUAUAGAUUCUUGCGCAAAAGCCAACUGUCCAUUUCUGAUGAUUUGCGCGCUCAAAUCAAGGCCGUCAAAUCGAAUGAGAUUCCGCUCAGUCCGCACAUUUAUGAUCCCAUGCAGCAGCAUGUGGAGGCCACCAUACGGGACAACAUCUAUCCGAGCUUCCUCUGCUCUGAGAUGUACAUACAGUACAUACAGCAUAUGUCCGCAGUGCAGGAACGUUUCAGCAGCAGCGGCGCCACCGCAACGGGCAGUGCGGGCAGCAGCGGAAGCGGCGGCAGUUGCGGCAGCAACAAUGGCAGCACUGCCGGUGCCUGUGCUCUGCCGACGGCAACUGCCAAGCAGCUGUUGGUCACAACAGGCGCAGGCGGCAGUGGUCCGAUUCCUCCGGGUGUCUUCAUCAAUUUGCCGAUGAACAGCGGGGCUCCGUUGCCAGCUGGAACUUGUAGUGCCAGCGGCAGCGUUUACGGCCCAUCAACGUCAGCUAGCUCCAGUGGCUCCAUCAGUGCCACAGACACACUGCCACGCAGCUCCACACUACCCACACUGCAUGAGGAUUCGGUGCUGUCGCUUUGCGAUGAUUUCGAGAAGGUGCAGGUGGAGGGCGGUGGUCGCCAGCAUAUCGAUUUACCUAUGCGUCUCACGCGCGACCUUUUGAUAGCAACUCAGAAAAGAAGACUGGAAAUUAGACCUCCCGGAGCUCAUGGUUAUGUGUAUACUGCGAGCACCAAUACAUCCUUUGUACCCAACUCGCGCGUUGAUUCGGAGAGGGCAAGCGUUAGCUCUGGCGGCCGCACCGACUCCGAUACAAUGUCACUGUCCAGUUGUUCAAUGGAUGGCCGCCCUUACAUAGAACGUAGACACAGCUCGACGGAGAGCAAGGCCAUACGACAGAGCGCCAUGGCGAAUAAGGAAACGAACAGCUUUCAGGUUAUACCCCGCACGCAACGACUACAUUCAAACGAGCACAGACCGCUUUCGGAAAAUGAACUGUUGUCCCUGCUGAUACCCAAGCUUGAGGAGGUGAAGCGCAAGCGUGAUUUAGAAGAGCGUGCGCGCUUAGAGCGCAUGCCCGGCACUGCAUCCAGUGCCAAUGAUCGUGCAUUCGCUGAGGCGAUACGUGAAAAGUUUGCGCUCGAUGAAGACAACGACCAAGACAUUUUGGACCAGCAUGUGUCGCGUGUGUGGAAAGAUCAAACGCCGCAUCGCUCACCUGGGACUAUGUCACCCUGCCCGCCCAUACCAUCGAGAAGACGCACGGCAACACAUGACUCGGGCAUGGUCAGUGAUGGUGCCAUGAGCCUGAGUGGGCACUCAAUGAAGCACUCAAAAUCCAUGCCCGAUCCCAGUUCCUGCUCUAGGAAGCUAACAAAUAAAUGGCCUUCAAUGAACACAGACAGCGGCAUCAGCAUGUUCUCAGCUGAUACUGUCAUGAAAUACAAAGAUACUAGCUCCCGCUCUGGUUCAAGCACGGCCUCAAAAUUGGAGGAAGCAAAACGAAGACUGGAAGACGAGCCGCGUCGCACUCGUCGAUAUGCCCAACCGCAGCUACAAUCCCAUAUGGUGGCCAUGCAGCAACAGCAACAGCCCCUAUCUACCUUCAGCAGUAGCAGCAGCGGCAGCAGCACAAUGCAUCAUCAUCAGGCUGUAGCUUGUCCACCGCCGCUGCCUAUCAAGCCGCCGGAAACAGUUGUGGUGUUUUCAUUCUGCGAAGAGCCAGUUCCUUACAGAAUCAAAAUACCCGGUACUCAGCCGACCCUGCGCCAAUUCAAGGACUUUCUGCCUAGAAGGGGUCACUUUAGAUUCUUUUUUAAGACGCAUUGUGAAGACCCAGACAGUCCAGUGAUUCAGGAAGAGAUUGUUAAUGACUCCGAUAUACUGCCGUUGUUCGGAGACAAAGCGAUGGGUCUUGUCAAACCAUCCGAGUAAUCUUAAGCAUUAAGUGUAGAUUUUUUAUUAAGCUAAAUUAUGAAUGGGGGGUAAAUAAUGAUUGAUGUAUGUAUGUACGAUAUGUAUGGUACAUCUUAGAGAUACAACUCGAGAAGCUAUUCCCAGAAAUCAAAACUUAAAUAGAACUAACUGUACAUUCAAUAGGCUUUUGCAAGCAUCACAAACUAUUGUACGUGAGGAAGGGGCGGGGAGGGGGACUGCAUCGAAGUUUGGUUAGUGGUAGGUAUGGUAGGUAGGGGGAGUAAUGUGUUUCAUAAUUUCGUCCUUAACAUCUGGAGGUAUUUUUUUAAAUAUACAUAUGCCUAUGAUAAAGAAUGAUGAAUUAACACCGAUAAAAUGUUUAAAUUGAUGUAUAUGUAUUUGUUAUAAGUCGAACAACGCGAAUCGUACACUUACAUAUGUAUUUAUUGUAUUUUGUAUGUUUUACCAUAUAAACUCAACGAAGAUCUGAAAUUCAUUUAAACACUUUAUAUAUCCCGCGUACCAUUUGGUGGCUCUUAACACACACACACACACAAUAGAGAUUAUUUAGCACAACACAAAGAAAAAAGAAUUGAUUGCAAAAUUUAAACAAAAGAAAAAAAAAACAAAGCAAGAAAACAGUUCUAUGGGUAUUCCUGAAUUCGGAUUUGUUUGUUACUUUUUACUAACUAUGGACUGCC